Nematocida homosporus is the source of this 549-nucleotide messenger RNA. RefSeq lists its product as uncharacterized. The record is from RefSeq and is a predicted model, not a curated record. The transcript has a single exon. Bases 1 to 549 code for a protein of 182 amino acids. Lineage: Eukaryota; Fungi; Microsporidia.
AUGCAUUUUGAGUGGUUACAGAAAGCAUUUGCCCCGUUAGGGGUAGAAAUAGGGACUAAGGAGGAAGUUCUGCAUGGUGUAUUAGUGGGAACAAAAGGUAGGAAAGAAUGGAGAUUUACGGCAAAUCUUGAGAUAAGUAUUGCAGAUCUUUGCUAUGAAUUACAACGACAAAUGAAAGUAAAUCAAGUUACUGCGAAUGUAAGUGCAAGUGGUACAAAGUUAGUUGAUGCUGAGGAUGGAUUGCAUUUGAUAGUGGAUGGUAAGCAUGUUUUGUUUGUAGAGCGAGAGAGUGUCUGUUUGCCGGUUUAUCCACUUAAUGGCGAAAGGGAAGAGACUGGGAGUAGGCAAGGGAUUAUUCUUAAACGAGUUGGUACUAAACAACGAGUAUGUGAUAUCUGUAAAAGUAAUGUGUCCGUUUAUAAGAAGAGGUAUGAUAUCAUGUUGCCACCAACAGUUAAACUCUUAUGCGCACCCUGCUACCAUGAAUUUCAUUGGACUAAGUCGGGUGAGCAGAUCUAUACUGGCUUUGUAUAUGAUAUGAAUAAUUGA